AAGAGGGUUCCCACGCACCAAGGACUCCCAAUUGCAAGUUGCUGAAGGUAAAAAUAUGACUCAGCGCCACCCAUCGACCCGGCACCACAACAUGUACAACAAAUUCUAUAUCACGCUCGAAACAUUAGAAUCUUGUCCUCAGCGAGGUGCUUGUCGUACGUAGACUCAUACAACGAGGAUGAACCAUGUAUCCAGUAGACAUCAAUUCUCUGGAUAUGUUAGUUGUUUGUGCAUCAAGCCUCGUCCGUGCUUGUGUCCGCCCCAUGUCAAAUCCCAUCCAUGCUUUGUUAGUGCCGUGUCAAGCCUCACCCAUGCCGCGUCACGACCGCGUCGACGAUUCCAGUAUCCUAAUCAUAUCGCAUGGCUCUGCGCUUGGUUAAAUAGCUAUUCUGAUGCAUAUAUUGUAUCAGAAAACCUAUUACAUCUUUUCGCCAUGCAAUCCGAGUCUGUUCUAACUUUUGGCUCAGUAUGUCUGUCCAUUUGUUCAACCUGUUUUGUUGUGCACCACCUAACUUAUAGCUAAAAAAAGAGGGUGAUUUAAACGAUGCAUAAGUGCUUGGGUCCGGUUGUUGUCAUUGCGUUGUAUUGCACAGUCGAAUUAGUGUUCGAAACAUGGUGGUAAAUUAAUGAAGGAGUAAUAUGGGAAGCCCCUCAUAAGUAAUUCACGUCAAGCCACACGACGACAGGAAGAAUAGGGAACGCACGGUAGUCGUGAUUGAUGUAAGCCAGCUGGAGCUGUGGUGCUUUUUAAUACCAAAGACUAAAGCUGCGAACAAGCUUGACGAAGUUUGACGCGUGACACCGCGUCAAUGUGCGUCACGACCGCGGCAGUAGCGCGUCAAAAUAGCUACGCCCCUCCAAGUCGUACUAGUACUGGCAAUGAUCCAUGGUCCUAG
Messenger RNA from Suillus discolor, 896 nucleotides. RefSeq lists its product as uncharacterized. NCBI's taxonomy places the organism in Eukaryota, Fungi, Basidiomycota, Agaricomycetes, Boletales, Suillaceae. The coding region runs from base 179 to 523 and encodes 114 amino acids. The transcript is spliced from 5 exons. The record is from RefSeq and is a predicted model, not a curated record.